Molecule: messenger RNA, 429 nt
Organism: Necator americanus (New World hookworm)
Lineage: Eukaryota; Metazoa; Nematoda; Chromadorea; Rhabditida; Ancylostomatidae
Exons: 2
Coding region: 1-429 (142 amino acids)
Source: RefSeq, a predicted model, not a curated record
AUGGGCAACAACGACUACGAACAUGAUCGGCUAGUAGAGCAUCUUCACGACUAUACAAGGAAGGCAAAGAGUUUUAAAACUAUCAAGAGACGUCUGUCUCCGAAAACUCUAGAGCUAAUACGCCAGCGUGGAGCUGCACGAGCCGCAUGCAACCAAGAACUAACGGGAUGGAGAAGUUCACUCACGAAUUCUACUCGUCGUCGUUCCGUCGACAGCCAGUUACUUGCUCACGAUCUGAGAGAAGAUGCCAUUCCAGAGGUCUUCCCUUCCGAACUCCGAAAUGACACCAUGUCGUUGAAGGAUCGUACUUCAUCCGGUCUCGACAGCAUCAAGUCUAAACAUCCGAAGAAGCUACCGCCGGUCCUCAUGAACACCCUGGGGAAGCUAUUCACUCGUCAUCUUUUGGAAUGCAAGGUCUUUAAGCAGUGA